AUGACCUUUGACCCUUCCACCAGCGCUAUGAAGCUAACAGAUGAAGUGUUUCGUUCUCUACGAGUCUCUAAAGUGUUUCGCGAGAACACAGAUCGUGUCAAUUGUAUCGACUUCUCUGCUAAUGGCGAUUCUAUGAUCACAAGUAGCAACGAUGAUUCUAUCGUUAUUUACUGUUGUCUAGAGGGAAGGCCCAAGAGAACACUGUACAGUAAGAAGUACGGCUGCGAUCUGCUGCAAUACACACACGCACCGAACACCAUCAUCUACUCUUCAAACAAAGUCGACGACACGAUUCGCUACCUCUCUCUACAUGACAACAAGUUCCUCCGUUACUUCCCUGGACACACCAAGAGGGUGGUGGCGCUGCAAAUGUCCCCAGUCAACGAUACUUUUAUCUCUGGCUCUCUUGAUAAGACUAUUCGGUUGUGGGACCUCCGCUCUCCUAACUGUCAGGGGUUAAUGCACCUCAACGGCCGCCCAGUCGUCAGUGUAGACCCAGAGGGGUUAAUAUUUGCUGCUGGCGUUGACUCAAGGCAGCUCAAGCUGUACGAUCUCAGAACCUUUGAUAAGGGGCCAUUUGCCUCAUUUCAUGUGCGGCAGGACUUUGCGGGGGCGGAGUGGACGGGGUUAAAGUUCAGUCAGGAUGGCAAGAAGAUCCUCGUGUCUAUGAGCAUUGGUCAGCUGAAACUAGUCGAUGCAUUCAACGGACACGAACUCAACACUCUGACAGGUCAUGUCAACAGUGGUGGUCUAACACUAGAGGCUGGCUUUACCCCAGACUCUAAAUACGUGCUGUCAGGUUCUCAGGAUGGCACAGUACACGUGUGGUCCUCUGAUAGUGGAGAGAGAGUAGCGCUGUUGGAUGGUGGUCAUGCUGGACCCACACAUUGUGUGCAGUUUAACCCAAAGCUCAUGACACUAGCCACUGCUUACAACAGUAUGGCUCUAUGGCUGCCCACCAACCUGGAGGAGCCACCAGCACCUGCAGUGGCUGAACUCAUAAACAAUCAUGUCUCUUGAGCAUUGCAACACACACACAACUGUACGUAUGAAUACACAGCUCUGAGUUAUUGUACACAUUUCAUAUUCUAAUGUAAUAAUGAAAGACAA
Halichondria panicea is the source of this 1110-nucleotide messenger RNA. RefSeq names its product WD repeat-containing protein 82-like. NCBI's taxonomy places the organism in Eukaryota, Metazoa, Porifera, Demospongiae, Suberitida, Halichondriidae. Gene Ontology annotation, molecular function: protein binding; chromatin binding. The record is from RefSeq and is a predicted model, not a curated record. The transcript is spliced from 8 exons. Bases 1 to 1020 code for a protein of 339 amino acids. Gene Ontology annotation, cellular component: Set1C/COMPASS complex.